AUGGGCGCCCGCCGCAUCGUCAUGGACUGCCCUGACGAGAGCGAUGUGACGGCGAUGGGUGCUUGGGAGGUGCGCGAAUGCCCUGCGGAGGAGAAAGCGAAGUACUGGGAGGGCGUCCAAAAGGGCAUGGCUCUUGUGGGCCCAAAUCGGCGCAACGUUUUGGACGGACGCUGGCAUAAGCUUGCGAGUCGCCUGGAGGGGGCGAUGGGGCGGCUCACGGCAUGGGCCGUCAAUUGCCACGUCGGGCUGGACAAAACGGAUUUGUGGUGCUGCCGCGUUCCGGCAGAAGACUCCUCGACGAUGGGUCCGGGUGGUGACGGGGCGGGGGACGGAGUGCUUCCAGAACGCCCCGGCUUCUGCCGCGGUCAGGGCCGAAGUGUUGGUGCGCGUGACGAGGGCGAUGCGGACGCGCGCCGGCUUCAUGACGGUGCCGAUGCCCCAUCAUGUGCUGCUGCCGUCCGCCGUGCGGGUGCACGCAGUAGGCGCGUUCAUGUGCCCGGGCUUUGUGAGCAGGGCGCGGCGCAAGCUGCGCGAGCUGCAGCCCCCGACGGAACGCGAGCCACGCCCCUGCCUGCUGCAAACGAACCCGCGGCUGUGCCCCACCGACGCGGUCGCACUGCGACCGAAUGUGCUCCAUCCCGGGAAGGUGGACGCAAACUACCGGGUGCUGUACGUGCCGGGGUCGAAAACUUUCCGCCCGUAGGCGCCUUUUUCUUCGUUGAGGCGCCGCGGAGGACGACGGUUGGGCUGCAGACAACCACGGCGAAGGCGAGCCACGUUGUAAGCAGC
Messenger RNA from Trypanosoma conorhini, 789 nucleotides. Its product is annotated as retrotransposon hot spot (RHS) protein. The annotation marks the transcript as partial. The record is from RefSeq and is a predicted model, not a curated record. The transcript has a single exon. Lineage: Eukaryota; Euglenozoa; Kinetoplastea; Trypanosomatida; Trypanosomatidae.